Molecule: messenger RNA, 273 nt
Organism: Drosophila gunungcola (fruit fly)
Lineage: Eukaryota; Metazoa; Arthropoda; Insecta; Diptera; Drosophilidae
Exons: 1
Coding region: 1-273 (90 amino acids)
Source: RefSeq, a predicted model, not a curated record
AUGCAUUCCCCCAAGACUCCGUUAACUUCCCGCUGUGGCUAUCUGCGCGGUCGCAAGCGCAUAAAUCCGCAUCCCAUAUCGGUGCUGCAGAAGCGGCCGAAAAUCGAAGACAAAGUCGAUGCAGAGGACAGCAAGUGCUCAUCAGAGCCGGACAUCUCAACGAAUUCGGAAUCCCCGUUGACUGCCGAGGAUAGUGGUAUCGAUGUUAGCCAGGAAAUCGACCAGAAAAAAGCACGUUACGCCAGACGCAAUCAGAAGCAGAAUCCUUUCUAG